Messenger RNA from Gaeumannomyces tritici R3-111a-1, 1997 nucleotides. RefSeq lists its product as hypothetical. The transcript is spliced from 6 exons. NCBI's taxonomy places the organism in Eukaryota, Fungi, Ascomycota, Sordariomycetes, Magnaporthales, Magnaporthaceae. Bases 291 to 1727 code for a protein of 478 amino acids. The record is from RefSeq and is a predicted model, not a curated record.
UUUCCGAGGCAAUCUCCCGAUCAGGACUGAAGUUGGUCAAGACUCUAGAGCACGUUGCAGGCCUUCCCAGCCGUUCCCCGCCGCCCCCCUGACGGGAGGACCUGGCGGGCCUCCUUUAGAUAGUAACCACAUCCCGUCCAUCCUUCCUGCUUGGUUCUCUCGUCGGACUGGCACCUAAACAACCGCCCGGUUUGGUUUGGCUACUGAGACAAUAAAAGCUUUUGGACCAGGAGGACCACCGCACCAUAGACACGAGACACGAUUGGAAAGUUGUCGAAUAUUGUCGAGGAAUGGCGGUCCUGCCGUUCUCGCCGCCGCCGCCACCGCCGCUGCCACACACUGCGCCGCCGCCGCCGAGGACACCGGUCCCGUUGGCCCCGCUGGCCCCGCUCGUGCCCGUGCAGUAUGCCCAGCCCAUGCAGCCAAUGCAGCCCGUGCAGUCAUUCCAGCCCAUGGCCGCGGCCCCGUCCUCAUCCCUCCUAUAUCCGGAGGGGGACGUGUUCGACUCGCUGGACCUGAACGAGGGCGGGGGCGGGCCGUCGGUCGAGAAGGCGCUGUGGCUGCUCGUAGGGCUGUCCGCCAUAUUCUUGGCGCUGCGGCUCUACUGCAAGCAAAGGUAUCCCAACUCGAGGCUGAGGUGGGAGGACGCCGUGCUGGUCACGUCUUGGGUGAUGCUGGUCGCCGACGCCUCCAUAGUGACGUUCCUCAUCGUCAGCGGCUUCAGCAGCCCCGGCUUCGCCGUGACGCGGGCAAACAUCACCACCAUUAGCGUGGCCGGGCUGGCGUCUGUCACGGCCGGCAUCGUCGGGCAGGCGUGGAGCAAGACGUCCUUCGCCAUGACGCUGCUGCGCAUGUCGCAGGGCUGGAUGGCCGCCUUCAUCUGGUUCGCCAUCGUGUCCAUGAACGUCCUGUUCGGCGUCUCGGCCACACUCUUCUGGGUCGGCUGCAGCCCCGCCGAGAAGCGCUGGAGCCCGUUCGUGCCGGGCGACUGCGAUCCCGACACGUCGGUCCGCGCUGCCGUCUUUGGCUUCUACGUGAGCGUCUACUCUGGCUUGGUUGAUAUCAUACUGGCUCUCCUCCCGUGGCCGAUCCUGCUCAAAUUGAGGGCGAGCGCGAACGGCCUUGAGCUGAGCAUCAAGGAAAAGAUCGGGGUGGCGCUGGCAAUGAGUAUGGGAAUUGUAGCUGGCGCAAUGGCGUUCGUCAAGGCAUCGUACUUCCGAGUGCUGGAACAUCCAAGCAUCGACCUCACAGAUGGCAGCGGGGACCUGGCGUCGUGGGCUGCGGCAGAGACGGCCGUGACCAUCAUGGCGUCCUCGAUUCCCGUCCUGCGAGUGCUGAUCCGAGAUCUGGCCGCUAGGGAGGCAGCCCGUCUGCAAGCGCGCCUCGCACGGCGAAAAGCAGCGAUAGCGAAGCCGAUUCCCAUCGUGAACCGCCGUUUGUGGAAGGACCAGGUGUCUUUGUCCUCGCGGCCGGCCGACUUGGAGCCGAUAUUGCUGCGGAAGCCAGGGUCAAAGGGCGACGAGGACGAGGACGAGUCCGGCGACGAAGGGAGAAGGCGGCAGACCAAGGGCGGCACCCAAGAGCGACGAGUCGGGUGGGCGGACAGCCUGGCAGUGGACAUUCCGAGGAGCCCUGACGGCUCGUACGGCCCCUGGAGCCCAGGGAGUCCGAGGAGUCCGAGGGGUCUGCAUAGCCCGCGGAGAAUAGGCGAGGUGUGGCGGCAGUAGUGAAAGGAGAUUCUUGACUAGAUCCGUUCUUUUAAUCUGUCCCUUUCCUAAUCAUUGAUGGUGUAUCGACAGACGAGGUCUCAGGGGCCCCUGGAGACGUUGACGAGCCACGAGUCCCGGAGUCUUCGCGACUCGCGCUUGGCAUAUAGCAAGCCGCAAACAUUGCACAGCGUCUUGGGCCCCGAAGGGCCUCUUCGCCACCUGGGAGUCUUGGAUCUGUGGCACUUAUGGCAAACGCGACCGCCGUGAUAGGCUUUGAGUUUCCGCUUC